This is a messenger RNA of Camellia sinensis, 2441 nucleotides long. RefSeq lists its product as uncharacterized. Gene Ontology annotation, molecular function: N6-(1,2-dicarboxyethyl)AMP AMP-lyase (fumarate-forming) activity. The record is from RefSeq and is a predicted model, not a curated record. Lineage: Eukaryota; Viridiplantae; Streptophyta; Magnoliopsida; Ericales; Theaceae. Gene Ontology annotation, biological process: IMP biosynthetic process.
CUUGCAUAAAACCGCUAGAUAUUUGGUAAAGAUUUGGUGGAAAUUUAUCCUCGCAUUACUCAACGCUAAUCUCACCACCCCCUCCUACACCUUCCGGCGACCGACCCACCACCACUUCCACUCCCGCCGAUAGGCACCACUUCCAUCUUCAUCCUCACUAGCAACCCUCCUUCUUCUUCUUCCUAACCCUAAUUCUAUCAUUGCCCACUACCACCGUCAACCACAACUUCUUCGCGAAACCCUAGCCGCUAAACCCUAGCCACUGUGAGAGAGGGAGAGAAAGAGGCCACCUCUCCUUCCAUCUUCGGCGAUUUUUCCACCGCUACAACCUGGACCGUUGACCACAACUUCUUCGCGAAACCCUAGCUGCCAAACCCUAGCCCCCGUGAGAGAUAGAGAAAUCGAGCGAGAGAGAGAAAGAGAGUCUUUCCAUCUCCAUCUCCAUCCACUUCCCUUUUUCUUCUUUGAUGGAGUUGGGAGCUUGUUCUAGGGUUUUGAACACCAAUCAAGUCUCGUAUUUCAUCCCCACUACCCGAUUCCGACGACUGAGAGACCUCUCAAACUCGUCUCUUCACUCUUCAAAUGCUUCGUUUCACGUUUCCCCAGCGAUUCCUCGCGGAGAUUGUCGUUGCAGAGCCAUCGUCAAAGACGCCAACAACAUCAGUAUCUCCGUGGAAAAGGUAAAGAAGAUGUCUGGAGAAUAUUCUCGAGACUUGGAGCUCUCAAGUUUAACAGCUUUGUCACCUCUGGAUGGUCGUUAUUGGGGUAAAGUCAAGGACUUGGCUCCUUAUAUGAGUGAAUAUGGCCUAAUUCACUUCCGAGUUAUGGUUGAGAUCAGAUGGUUGGUAAAGCUUUCACAGAUUCCCGAAGUUACUGAGGUUCCAAGCUUCAGUGGGGAAGCACAGUCUUAUUUGCAAGGAUUGAUUGAUGGAUUUACCAUAAAUGAUGCCUUGGAAGUUAAGAAUAUAGAGAAAGUGACAAACCAUGACGUGAAAGCAGUGGAAUACUUCUUGAAACAGAAAUGCCAAUCACAUCCAGAGAUUGCGACGGUGCUUGAAUUUUUUCAUUUUGCUUGCACAUCUGAGGACAUCAACAAUCUUGCCCAUGCAUUGAUGCUGAAAGAAGCUUUGAACUCCGUCAUAUUUCCUGUCAUGGAUGAAGUAAUUGAGGCAAUUUGUAACAUGGCUAAAGCUAAUGCUCAUGUUCCCAUGUUGUCUCGCACUCACGGGCAGCCAGCUUCGCCUACCACCCUUGGAAAGGAAAUUGCAAUUUUUGCUGUCAGAUUAAGCAGGGAAAGACGGGAUAUUUCUCAAGUUGAGAUAAUGGGGAAGUUUGCCGGUGCAGUUGGAAAUUACAAUGCACAUCUUGUUGCAUACCCUGAUAUUAAAUGGCCUCAAAUUGCAGAGGAGUUUGUGAAAUCUCUUGGAUUAAGUUUCAAUCCCUAUGUGACUCAGAUCGAAACUCAUGACUAUAUGGCAAAACUUUUCCAUGCAAUUAUCCAGUUUAACAACAUCUUAAUUGAUUUUGAUAGAGACAUGUGGGGCUACGUAUCUUUAGGAUACUUCAAGCAGAUAACUAAGGCUGGUGAGAUUGGGUCCUCAACUAUGCCUCAUAAAGUAAAUCCCAUUGAUUUUGAAAAUAGUGAGGGCAAUCUUGGGAAAGCCAAUGGAGGUCUAUCCCAUUUAAGCAUGAAAUUACCUAUUUCUCGUUGGCAGCGUGACUUAACUGAUUCAACAGUUCUGAGGAACAUGGGUGAAGGAUUAGGACAUUCUCUUCUUGCGUACAGAAGUGCAUUACAAGGAAUAUCAAAGCUGCAGGUUAAUGAAGCUUCUUUGUUUGAAGACUUGAAUGAGUCAUGGGAGGUGCUUGCAGAGCCAAUACAGACUGUGAUGCGAAGAUAUGGCAUCCCAGAGCCUUAUGAGAAGCUGAAAGAGCUAACCAGAGGAAGAGCAGUUACCAGGGAAAGCAUAAGGGAGUUCAUUGAAGGUUUGGAAUUGCCCACUGAAGCAAAGGCCAACCUGUUGGAGUUAACCCCACAUACCUACGUUGGAGCAGCAGUUGAAUUGGCUAGAGCAGUUGAUAUGGCUGUGAAUUCAGUGAACAGACUAGGAUAUUGGACUGAUACUGAGAACAAUUGCAAGUAAUUUACCAGUAAUAUGGAUUUGUUCACCUUCGAAGAUUUACACUGCGUGAUGCCUUUGAGCAACUCUAUAAUUGAGGAAAAUAAUAACUGAACACAAUCAACGCACAUUUUGGAGGAAAACUGAGGGUUGAAUAUUUUGUAACUAAUUUUCAUAGUACAGAUUUGUAUUGUGGUGAUGAUACAUUUGACCCUCGUUCAAGCUUUGCAGGUGAAUUGAAUAUGUGAGAUUGUGUGACUCAAAAAGGAAAGAUUUUUUGGGAUGAGAUGAAAAUUUUAAGAUCAAAACUGUUAAGUGGAA